AUGCCUGAGCUUUCCAAGGUCCACCCUGAAGUCACAUGGGCCCAGCGCUCAUCUGCCGACGAAGCUGAGCGCAAUUACCUUUAUGUGAACAUCAAAGCUCCUGAUGUAGAUCGUAAAGAAGCCACCCUCAAGAUUACCCCCACCAAUGUCACAUUCGCCGGUGAUUCCAAGAAGGGUGUUCGCUAUGAAGUCUCCCUGGACUUGUACGCUGAGAUCGACCCCGAGAACUCCAAGGUUAACCACAGUGAUCGUGAGGUCGAGCUGGUCCUGCGUAAGAAGGAGCUGAAGCAGGAAUACUGGCCCCGUCUUCUGAAGGACAGCCAGAAGGUCCACUUCCUCAAGACCGACUUCGAUAAGUGGGUCGAUGAGGAUGAGCAGGAUGAGGCUCCUGAGGACGACUAUGCGAACAACUUCGGCGGCCUCGAUGCCCUCGGCGGCGGCGAGGGUGGUCUCGGAAACAUUGACUUCUCGAAGCUUGGUGCAGGCCUUGAGGGAAUGGGUGGUCCUGGUGGCCCUGGUGGCCCUGGUGGUUUUGGUGCUGAGGGCGAGUCGGAUGACGAGGAGAUGCCCGAGCUUGAGGAGGCUGACAAGGAUGCUGAGGAGUCGGCUAAGUCCACUAAAAUCGAGGAGGUCUCUUAA
This is a messenger RNA of Aspergillus oryzae RIB40, 639 nucleotides long. It is a transcript of the gene wos2, whose product is annotated as Hsp90 cochaperone SBA1. The coding region runs from base 1 to 639 and encodes 212 amino acids. The transcript has 4 exons. Gene Ontology annotation, cellular component: nucleus; cytosol. Gene Ontology annotation, molecular function: Hsp90 protein binding; protein-folding chaperone binding. The record is from RefSeq and is a predicted model, not a curated record. NCBI's taxonomy places the organism in Eukaryota, Fungi, Ascomycota, Eurotiomycetes, Eurotiales, Aspergillaceae. Gene Ontology annotation, biological process: chaperone-mediated protein complex assembly; protein folding.